This is a messenger RNA of Rhagoletis pomonella (apple maggot), 684 nucleotides long. RefSeq lists its product as uncharacterized. The record is from RefSeq and is a predicted model, not a curated record. NCBI's taxonomy places the organism in Eukaryota, Metazoa, Arthropoda, Insecta, Diptera, Tephritidae.
AUGGAGGCUAUGCUUAAAGCGCAGCAUAAAUAUGUAAAACGUCCACCUCGCAAGGCGUACGGCCGCCUCAGCGCUGAUUCUGAUGACGCCAGUUCACAGCACAAACACAAAAUCGAUGAUCCUUUCGAAGAUUACGAUAACUUCAAAAUAAUAACAUCAGAUAGCAGUUGUAGCCACAACAAUGUAAAUGGCAACAUGAAUGGUAAUGGCAAGAUGGAGAAGGAUGUGGUGGUGAUGGUGGGAGUGUAGCUGCUCUUGAUGCCAAAAUGAUUUCCUGCACACUGCCCGAUUGUCAGGGAAAUUUCGUAAAUGGUGGCGUGGUGUGUGAUUUAGAUGUUAUGACAGGUCUAUGCAGAGGUGAUGUUGGUGCUGCCUCUAAAUCGAAUUCAUCGGCGACGCAAAGGCAAAAAGUAGUCAACGAGAAUACUAUUAACCGCUUGCAGGCGAUGGCGAUGUCAGAUGAUGAUGAUUAUGAUGAAUCUCUGACAUGCAAUGUUUGUGAUAGAGCUUUCCAUUGUCAUAGGCAAUUGGCAUCGCAUCAGCAGAAAAAGCGUCAUUUCGGUUGCAGCGCCUGCGAUAGCCUCUUUCCAUCACUCAUGAUACUAGAACAUCACAAAGAAGAAUUCGAACAUUGGAGCGACGAUGAAAUAAGCCGACGAAUUUGCUGUAGACGAAAUCGGGGGG